AUGUGUCUAGAUCCCCUUAUACAGAGCGACAAGCAGUUCCCUGAAAAUCUGGCAUUGAUAGAAGAUGACCACCAUGGAGCAUGCUGCUGGUCGGAGAUUAAAAAGGAAUAUCUGCCUCCUGCUGCUGUACUUCUCACUCAAAAAACAUUAUUUACAGCCUGUGAGCUGGGGGUGUUUGAUGUGCUGUCCCAGUCUGAGGAUCCUUUGUCAGCAGCAACUCUUGCUGAGCGUUUAGGCACAAGCCCCACAGGAAUGGAGAGAUUACUCAAUGCUUGUGUUGGAUUAAAACUUCUGGAAAGGAAUAUGCUGAAUGGUGAAGCUGUAUACAAAAGUCCUGAACUCUCCAAUUUAUACCUUGCAAAGACCAGUCCAAAAUCCAUAAAUAUGACAUUGCAAUUUUUAUCUAAAGAGGUUUACGCAGUGGCCAACUACUUUGAUGAUGCAGUCAGGGAAGGAACAUGGCAGCAAGGAAAAACAUUUGGAAUUCCAUCAGGUGAAUCAUUUAAUGUUUUAUACAGAUCAGAAGAAAAAAUGUCAACGUUCAUGGGGCAUAUGGAUGGCUUUUGGAAUCUCAGAGGCAAAGAAGAAUUCAUUUCUAAAUUUGAUCUUUCAUCUUUUCAUACCAUUUGUGAUCUAGGAGGCUGCUCUGGGACUCUUGCAAAAGUGUGCGCUGCUAAAUAUCCAGAAUCUUCAGUUAUUGUCUAUGAUCUGCCUGAUGUAGUGAAUGCUGCUAACAAAUAUAAGGCAGCAGAGGAACAUCAGAUUACAUUCCAGCAAGGUGACUUUUUUAAGGAUCCUAUCCCAGAAGCUGAUCUCUUUAUCCUUGGAUAUAUAAUUCAUGACUGGGCUGAAGAUAAAUGUCUACAUCUGCUAAGAAAAAUUUAUAAUAUCUGCAAACCAGGUGGUGGAAUACUUAUGGCUGAAGCUAUCAUAAAUGAAGACAGAAGUGGACCUGUUCACGCCCAAAUGCUAGACCUUCUGAUGUUGAUUUUGACUGAAGGCAGAGAGAGGACUGCUAAAGAAUACGCACAACUUCUUAAUGCAGUUGGAUUUAAAGAUAUCAGAUUUAGAAGCAAUGGAAAUCUUAGUGAAGCCAUUCUUGCAAUAAAAUAAAAUAUGGUUAUUCAUACCCA
Molecule: messenger RNA, 1133 nt
Organism: Bombina bombina (fire-bellied toad)
Lineage: Eukaryota; Metazoa; Chordata; Amphibia; Anura; Bombinatoridae
Product: acetylserotonin O-methyltransferase-like
Exons: 9
Coding region: 1-1113 (370 amino acids)
Biological process (GO): melatonin biosynthetic process; methylation
Molecular function (GO): acetylserotonin O-methyltransferase activity
Source: RefSeq, a predicted model, not a curated record